UUCCUUUCUUAUGUUUCCGUUUGUAGACCCUCACCUCUUUCUUCCACUGACUUGGUCUUGUACCUUGGCCCCCUUUGUAUCCUGUUAUCUUCACACCUCCCUCUCAUGACUUUGCAUUGUUUCUCUUGAUUCUGCUAUGCCAGCUCCUUGCCAUGUGCUCCAGCCCAGCUGUACUUCGGCAGGUAUGGAGUGCUGCUGCUGCUGCUUGGUUUCCUACCAGUGGAAAGAAUGAGCACUUAUAAAUUGAAGCCAUUUCUUCUUUAGCAUUUUUUUUUAUCUCUGACCUUUAGCACAAAAUCAUUCUUGGUCCAUUUGCCUACCUUCUUGCAACUUUUGACAGGUAGGAGUGCCUUCAUGUGACUUUAGACUGUUUCCUACUUUACAUUAAAAUAGCUUUAUUCCCAUGAUUUAUUACCCUGGCUCUGUUUUAUUUUUAAUAUUUCAUACAUAUUUAAAAAAAUGUGGCAUGUCUGUGUGCAGGGUUCUUCAAAAUAUAAUUAUGAACACUUAUGUAUAAGGCUUAACAUAACUGUGUUCCUCCCUUCAAGAAAUUGAAGGGUUUAUCUUCAGCCUUCUUUUAUAAGUUAGGUGUCUUAUUUCCAUACUGCAUUUUUUCUCAUUAAAAAAAGAUAAGGUGAAAUGCAUUAUCCAGUUAGAUAAACAGGGGAAAAGUCUAUACAGAGUUGUAUCCAUGUAAUUCCAGAAUGUACAUGACCACGCACAUAUGCACUAAAAGAAUAUUCCCCUGCAGAGUAUUUGUAACAAAUUUAAUUUUUAAAGCAAAAUAAUUACUUCAAUUAAAUAUUAAAGUAUAAUUUUAUUUCUAAAAAUAGAGAGAAAAUUGUGUCUGGAACACAGAGUACUUCCUAUGUAGUGCUGAACUGCAUGUCAUUUGUGUUGUGCCCGAUUCACUGAUGUGACUUACUGAAGUAAUUUAGUUUAUUGAAAUUUUCUAUUUGACCAGAAUAAAACAGCCUUGGGCCAGAGGACUUAGAUCAACUAUUUAACUGUGGAAGUUGCUGAUUAUUAAGGUUAAAGAAAGGAGAAGAAAUACCAGAAUUAAGAUUUGAUACACAGCCUUAAUUCAGGUGUCUUUGAAUAUAUGCAGGUAAACUAAGGUUUAGAGUCUGUGGAUGAUAUUGCUUCACUUUUCAGGGUGUGCAGCCCUGUGUAAUAAUUGUAAUAAUCCUUGAAAACUACACUUCCUCUUAACUUUAUUUGAAACCAGGAAACCUGGGAUCAGAUCACAGGGAAUGCAGUUGGUUAUGCAGAAUAUUUUGAGCAUGUGGUCCUUGCCUGUGCGUUAUACAUGUGUAACCGUAAUUUUUCACUGGUUGGGAAUUUUUAGUUGAAAAUCACCUCUGCACCAUGAAGGUAUCUAAUCUGAUUACCCAACUUUGUAUUUAAUUGUUACAAAAACUGUUUAUCUCUAUUUUUCCUCCCUGUCCUGUUUCCCAUGCCUCAGACACCUCACACUUUUCUCCUUUGCCAGAAAUGGGAGAGAGAUGCUAGAAACAUUUCAUUUUUUCUGAAGAGUCUUAUACAUGGAGAUAGCGUCCUUGACCUUCUUUCUCCUUAGGACGUCCUGUCAGUUGCUGUAGUUCUGAAUUUGGCUGAUGUUGAAGGCAGCUGCCAUGCACCUGGUUCUUUCUUACAGUGUCUUCUUGGUGCCAGAAGGGAUAAGCCAAUGACAGGAGUCCCACUUACCAUUGUGUUGGCCAGAACCUGUGCUUUUGCCUUCUUGACUUUUUGCAUUACUGAGUAUUGAGUUCUUUGGGGUUUUUUUGUCCCCUGUCCCACUGCCGUUUGGCACGUCCCUCCCUGGCUCCCCUACCUGGCAGUCCUGCUGGCUGUGUAUGUGAGCUCUGACAUGUGCUGUGAGACCUGGACCACGAUGGUGAUAGCCUCUCUAGCCUCCAAAAUGCAUCAAGCCUUCCUUCUUGCCGAGUAGGCUGUUGCACAAGAUACCAUCUUGAUGGCAGCUGUCUUCAUUUGCAUUGAACUCUGGGAGAACCCAAAGACUGCUCUGAUACUCAGGCCUCCUAGGAAGCCUGUUUGCUUUCAUCCUCUGCCCAGGGAAGAUGAAUCUGACCCGCUGCCACUCUCACGGUAGGAUGCGGGGAAUGUGCUUGCAGCCAUUCUGGCCAUGACUUUCCAGUGGGUGGAUGGUGGGAGUGUGUUUUGCAAGGCAGAAAGAUCUUCUACUGUUAUCUCUUCAAGAAACCUCAUAUCAAAGCACUCUCUUCGUUUUGGGAAGUACUUUUUGUGCUUGAAGGUUAGGCACAAGUGGUAAUAGCAUGACCUGGGGGAAGGAAAGUGCUAGAUUCUAUAAUUCCCAAGGGAAGAAGGGCUCUGGUCAUACUGUCUCUAUAGAGCAGUUCCCUGAGCUAGCUAUCGUCUCUCCAUCCUACUUGCAGUGACAUGGAUAAGUCUCCUUGAUUUGUCUGUGCAGUGGCUUCUCUUCAGUGCCACUUUCCUUGCAUGGGACCGUGUACAUGGAAAGCCAUAUGUAUAUAGAGUGUGCUCCCUUCUGUUUUCAGAUGUCUUCGCAUCUUCUGAAAUACCUGAUAGCUUGUAAAUUCAAGAAUCUGGAUGAAACGUGUUUUUUUUCCAAACUUAGGCAAGCCCCUCUCCCAACUAGAUUUUUAUUUUCACAGGGGCAGCAGGAUUCAUCCUUGUCAUAAGGUCCUUUCUUGCAGGUUCUCUUCCAAGGAAUAGAAUUCAAGUAGUUAAAAGAAAAGAAAUUUAAAAUUUUGCACAUAGAAAAAAGCACAACCCCGAACAUUUACAUUGCUACUUCUGCAGAAGUAGCAAGACUCUCUAUACAGGUUGCCCAGAGACAUUGUGACAUCUCCAUCCUUGGAGAUACUAAAAAAACAGGUGGGCAUGGUCCAGGACAACCUGCUCCAGGUGACCCUGCUUGAUUGAGCAGGGUGGUGGACUGGACGGUCUGCAGAGGUCCUCUCCAGCCUCAUGCAUUCCUUGACUGAAACUUUCUGAAAAGGUUUUGAAAGAGAAUUGCAGUUCAGUUUGAUACAGCUGAGCGAAAUACAAAAAAUUUAAGGUAGAUUUCAUUAAAUGGAAAGUGUAGAGCACACUUUCAAAUUAAGCUGGUCUGCCAGGCUUGCCCAUAAUAAAUUCAGGAGAGUAAAAGAAAAAUACGAAUUUAUACCAAAUUAACAGAGCAAAUCAUAUUGCUUCUGUCUACACAAACAACUGAAGCAUCUCUGUAACUUUAAAAGGUGCUCUAAAUGCAUUUUCCAUGCACAGAUCAGAGUUAUGAGCUUGCUUAAAACUUAGAAAGAGAUUUCAUGCUCUCACCUUUGCACAUAAGAGGCCAAUUCUCAGGAUCAUUGUCUUUGAUCCCAUAGAAAGAAUCAUAGGCUUAAAAAGGAGCCAGGACUUGCCUGCUGUUUAGUAGUAAUUUUCUGAUUAUACUUUCAUAGGAAUGUAAAUCUAAAGAGCCAAAUUUACAUAAGCAGACUACUCUGUGAACCUUUGCCCUCCCUUCUCCCUCAACCUUUGCUGUCCAGUUUGGCUCCCAGUGCAGUUUCAGAAGUCUCUUUCUAGGGUUACUUGUCUCUCUAGCAAGAAACCCAAAUUCUGAAAGCAAGAAAGUGGCAGAAUUGCAGCCACAAAACCUGAACUCAAGCGAUCUUCCCUCUCCCAUUACUGCUACACCUACUCAUGAGGCAGCCCUGUGGGGACCAGUGUGGACACUGGCUGGAAGCCAGGCGUGUACCAGACAUCUCUUUACCUUUGCUCAUAGAUAGAGCUCAUCCACAAAUGGCAGCUAGAAAUUCAUGCCUAUAAUAUCACAUUAGUUUGACAUGCAUUUUACAACAGCAGUGCAGGCAGCCUUUUUCCUGAAAAAGAAAUGAUUUCUCAGUAUUUUUAACAUACUUUAUUUCCUCAUCUUAGGACUAGCAGGAAAGUUUAUCAGCAGUUUGUGGUAGGGAUAGAAGGAAAAGGGGAAUUGGAUUGCUGAUGGGAUAUUGCUUGCUGGCUGCGCAAACACAGUGUGCAAAAAGACAAAAAGCUUGGACUCCUCUGUGAAGUUCAACUCUAAGCCAGAUCAACUUAACCUCAGCCUCUUCAAAACGUGUCUGUAUAAAUAUAGUCUGUUUUGAUGAUCACAGGUCUGCAGCUGAAUUAAUUAUUUGAUGGUGCGAGAAAGAUAUGUAAAGGGAGACCUUUACCACUGAAGCCCAGAUCUACGAGAUCAAAUCUACAGUCUGAUUUUCUUUUCUAAUGUUUUCUUGCUAAGUGUUUUCUUAUACAUCAUGCCUAGUCUUGUCAAUAUUUUUUUAAGUCUUGCUCCUUUAAAUAGUUCUGGAUGAUACUUUUUCAAAGAUCUCCUGGAGUCAGUGAAAGCCGUUUGUGUGAACAUGGGCAGCUGAAAGAGCAAAGGCAGUGUGAGCCCUGCACAGUCUUAAGACGAUCUGUGUUUGGGACAUGAGAGUAGUAUGGCAUAACUCUGUUUGCUUUGGAAGGUAAUCUAAUCUAAAAGGGCAUGAAACAAUUUGCAAAUUAGGAUUGUGUAAACCUCAGUGUAGUUUUUUUUUUUUUCUUCUUUAGGGAAGAGAUAUUUAAACCCAGAAAGAGCAUUAGGCAGGAAGAAUUUGAGAGAUUCAACCUGGCAGAUGUUGCAAGGCUUGUGAUAGAAUAGGACGGAGCUUUACCUAUUGCUGUGUGAAGUUAAGAUCUGCAAUAUCAGUUAGGAGCUCCAGAUUUCACAACACUUGGGUGAUGGUGUAACAGGAAGAAGGGUGUGGGCAAAACUACAGGGCUACAUAUGAGUAAUUCAAGACCUCACCUGUUUUCCCAUCUGGAGAGCAGGACAACGUGGGGAAAGCAGAUGGACAGAUCAGAAGUUAGAGUUUAAUCGCUUAACUUUUGCUGAGCUUAUCUGUACUGAGGAUAAUCUUCCGGGAUUCAUGUUUGCUGCAUGCUUUUUGCAUUUUUUGGUGGAUGCAUUUUGAGUCAGAAAAAAUGAUGUCUGGUGUCACACCUUUUGUAUUCUGUCUCAGCAUAGCAAAUCUGAGCUACUAAGUUACAGCCAGCAGAUGCCAGCAGUUUUUGUGGUACUAUACUGUUAAUUUACUUGUAUGUGUAUUCUGCAAUGAUGUUCCUAGUGGUGAACAAACUACCUUUUUAAUAAUAUCAAAGGGGUGGAAUUACUGCCUCGUUUUCAUGUGAAAAAGUCUCAGUGAGUAUUACAGACAGAUUAUGGCCUUAAGUAGUGCCCAGAAGUGAUAUGUCAGAAGAAAAGAAAGAGCUAUGAUCCCAACAAUGAUUUUUGAAAUUCGGUCAGCAAUACAUAUGUUUAAUAAAUGCACAUCUUCCUGCAAUGUUUGAAAUCGGGGUCAGGACUCCAAAAAGAAACUCAAUGAGAUUGUCUUCAGUAAAUAUUACAGCUGGAGAAUUGAGAAAGGCAAAAAUAAAGGUAGGUGAUACAAGCUUGCUAUUUUCCAAAGCUCAACACUUUUGUGAGCAAAAUGAUCUGCUUACAGGGUGUUUUUAAGAUGAAAGUAAUUUUAUCUGUAGUGCUAAAUUUGGAAUCAGUUUACCCAGCCAUCUGCAUCUGUGUAUAUGGCAAGUCUAAUAUCUUGAUUUGGGGAUUAAAUUUAUACCAUGCUCUUAUGUGUUUUUCUUCAGACUCUUACCUUAGGUUUUGGUUUUGGUUUUUUUUUUGCUUUUUCUGUUAUAAUGUGGAAUCUCAUUGUUGAAUAUUGUUGCAUUUCUUGUUUACUGAUAUCUUUAUGAGAAGCUUUGUGAAAGUUUGUGAAAACUCUAGGUUCCUUGUACUUCUAUAUGUCAGUCAGCCAGUGGUAUUGAUACAGAAUGCAAUUAAUGCUCUUCCCUUUGUAAUCCAAACUAAUGUCCUCUAAUCAACAUUAUGUAAUUCAACAAAUAGCAAAACCUACUGAAUUAAGAUACUGUACUGUUCUACGAUCUCUGGAUGUGCAGCAUCACACAUAUUUUUGAAUCUUCUGAACAUUUUGUAGAUCAGUAGCUGAAUUUCUGGGAGUAAAUGCAUUGUAUUUUUGAGUUAAUGAAUUUCACUUUCUUUCAGCACUUAUGUUCAAGUUAUAUUUGUGCUGAAUUACACAUUGUUAAUUAAGAAUAAUUUUAUCUCUUUGGUUAACAGAAGAAAUUGGGGCAUUAUUAGGGUGUUGGCCUUGCUGUUUCCAUAACAGGUUAGCUGCUUUGAUCUGGCUGUGUUGACAGUAAAAUUGGGUCUUCUGCUUGGACGUGCAGAAGUAUGUGUUUGGUUAGACCGUUAUCAAAUUGGAGCAAGUAACUAGAACUGAUUAAGUGAAGACAAGCACAGUAAUGAUUAAAAAAAAGAGAGAAAAUUAAGCAAUGCAGAGUCAUGCAGAACACUGUCACUUGGCUGAUGUAAUUUGUGGCUGUAAGCAGAGGUCAUGGUGUCAUGCUACAACUAUCCCAGCUCUUCUCAGUUUUGUACCAUUUUCUUGUAGCUCAUACAAGCCCAGUCAUAUUCCCUUUUGUGUACUGCUCCUUAUUUGUUCUUUUUUCCUAACCAGAAGAGAUUAAACAGGAAAGAAUUCAGGCAGGAUUUGGAAAAAUAAUAGUGUGAAACGAGAAUUAAACUAGAAAAGACUGCAGAGUGUCUUUAUACAUGUGUUAGUGACCUUGCCUGUAUUGACUGAAAGUAUUGGUAAAAGAUUACUGCAAAAAGUGAGGGUCUUUAAAAUUUUAACAAGGGGAUUUACUUAGUAGACUUUGGUCCAUGUGUGAUGGUAUUACCACCCUGGAAGUGGUGGAUAGGAAUUAACUUGUGUUAAGCACCAGCAGCUGUGUAUUAUGGAAUGAUAAAAGUUUGGUAGAAUGAGGGGUAGGCAGCUACCGAAGUCCCCUCUUGUAUGAUCAUUUUUGGUAUUAGUGAUAUGUCCUGGUUCUGAACACCAAAUGCCUUUGACCUAAUUUAACUCUAGUGUAACAACAUUGAGAAUAUGGGGCAUUUACAUCAUGGAAAGGAGAAAGGAAAAUACAUUCAAGUAUUUCCUUAUUUAAGUAUAGUAUUUUUCCUUAGUUAAACAUAUGCAAUAAUGUAUAAAGUAAGAUACAGCAAAAAUAGGAUUCAGUGGUAUUUGCCUAAAGUAAGCAUAUGCAAUCUUGUAAGUGCUGUGUGACAUUUUAGAUUUUAUUUAAUUUUCCCUUUAAGCUUUAGACUGGAAGUUAAAGUGCCCUAAAGGAGUCUUUAUUCUAGUUGAAGUGCUCUGAUUGCACUAUCUUUUAAUCCUUUUCUUUUUGGUAGUAUUUUAAGGUUUGUGGAUUGUCAGGGAAGAAGUGCUAUCUCUCUUAUUUGGAACAUGGGCAGCUAAAGCUACUCGGUGCCUGUUCUGUGAUCUUAACAAUGACCAGUCAGCCAGAAAAGGAGGAGGACCUUUCAGAAUUUCAGGUUCUAUACGACCCUAAUUCAGAAGUGUGUCUGUAAAUUAGAAAACUUGCAGGGCAGGUUGUGAGAUCCAUGCUGUGGUUUUGCCAUCUCACUGGCUGGCUGGAUCUUCUAAAAAAAAAUGCUGUUUAAAAUGUUACAACAGCUUUCAUGAAGUUGUGAUUUAGAAUCACAUAAUCUCAAAAAAUACGAACCCUGACUAAGUGUAUGAAGAUUGUAGGUUGGUCAAAGCACAAGAGAUUGUAUUUCAAGACCAAUGCUAAGAGAAACAUACAGGGAAGAAAGGGGGAAAAACACCCCUGUCUCUGUGUCAGAAUCACCAGCUUUUGUUCCUCUAGUUGCCUAGUGCCCUGGCUGGGCAGCACUCCCCAAAAUGGGGCGGUCAUACCUGGGUUUGAAUAGAGGUGUCAUGGUAGAACUUUGGUGCUUUUUCGUGCAAAGAAAUCUAAUGGGACUCUUUUAUCCUCAUGAAAUUUUCAAAUAUAUCCUGACAUCCUUAAUUUCAGAAUGUAGCAUGUCAAGUAAAGAGCAUUAGUCCUAACAUAUGGACAACACCCAUUUCAACUGGAUCUUUUUCUAAUACAGCAGUGUUCACCAAAAAAGCAAGUUAGGUGCUUGGUUUUUCAUAUAUUCACAUAAUUCCUUAUUGUUCUUAAUUUUUAAUUUUUUAUUUUUUUUUAAGAAUCCAGCUUGUUCUAGCAUAGUCCUUACAGGGAAACAUUUUGGAAGAUUAAAUGAAAAGUCACAGUUCCAUAGAGUAUGUUUCUGGUCUUUAACCCUGUUGUUACUCCACAGCCACCACUCUCAGCUGCUGCAAAGUUGUAAGGAUCACUAGAUUCCAUCUAAUUUGUCUUCUAAAACGGCUGAUGAGCUUCACAGGUGUCUGGGUGGCUCUGCAGAAUGGCUGGCAGCAAACUGUUUUAGGCAAAAUCCUUACAGGUGAAUAGUGGAUGUAAGCCUAUUUUUCAUAAUCUUCAUUCUGUCACUGUACUCCCCUGAAGAACUUUUGGAGCCUAGUGGUUGUUUUAGAAAUGUAUAAGGUAGAAUUAGAAAUAAGAUGCAUAUAGAAGUAGCAAUAAUGAAGGAGAGACUAUUUCACCACUGUUGGUGAUCAUCUGGAGGUGAAUUUCCUAGCGUUAAAUUCCCAAAGUGCUAUGAAGUCAUCUGAUAGCAUAUAAUAAAAAAUGAGCAGUUUGUAUCCCUAUUAUAAUUAUGGUGUUAAAUUUGUGCUGCUUUCUUACCUGAAUUCCAAUAUGUUUGGUCUGAAUUGUUUGUAAGGAUAGAGUAUUAAUCCAUCAAGAAUGACAAAAUUACCAUGGUUUGUUUGUGUUGUCCAAAUAAAAAUCCCUUUUCUGUUUGUACCUGCAUAUGUUUAAGACUGCAUUUACCUAUUUGUAUGCUACCCAUUUGUAAAUGGUGCUUUACAGUCAUAUGAAAAGAGAUACAGUCUUUUCAAGAUCUUCCAACAUAUUUUUAUGUAAUUAUGGCUAUUUUCUAUAGCUUUUCUGGUUUUUGACACUUAAUUAGGACAAACGCACCUAAGUGAUUCAAUUUUCAGUGCUGUCUGGUUACCCGUGUUAGAAAUUAUUCUUUAACUGUGUGUUUGCUUUUUUGAGGAUAUCAUGACUCAUUAUUUACUCGUGGGUAAUCAUCUUUAGUAAAAACAAAGUGCAUCUUGUGAGAGCUAAUACAGAGCUCUGUGUGUAUCAGUUGGAAAGAGACCCUUCGAUUCGAAAGUUCCUGCCAGCUGUCACCUCCUCAGCUAAUAUCACCUCAUAAUAUAGAGCCAGUCACAAAAUGCAGAAGUAAUGUUUGUGUUUCGAGAAAGCUUGCAAAUAAACCAGAACCCAGUAACAUGUAAGACUUCAGGGCUGCAGCAAAAUAUAUCUGGGCAUAUAAUGCCACAGAUUUCUAUUUUGUGUCUGGUGUCUUACUGCUAUGUUUAGUUGGUAUUAUAUACAUUUUCAAUUAAUGGAAGCAACAGAAAAAUAGCAUAAAAUAGAAUAACUUGUCCUUUUUCCUGCUGUGGGAAGAAAAUAUACUUUGUAUCUAUUACCAGUUCCUUUCCUUAACAUGAUAUCCUAGGUUUAGAUUUUGAAUCAUUCCCUGGCUGACUAAGUGAUGACUCGCUCGUUUUGUCUCCUAUUUAUAAAAGAAGUGAAAAGAUUUAGCUCAUGAAUUUUUCAUACAGACUACAGAUGUACUGGUUGGGGCCAAAUGCUGUUUUCAGUUACAAGUCAGUGUCACUGGUGAGCUGUCAGUGGCAGCGUUGUGAAUGUAUUUCAGCGUAGUACUGAGAUUUAAAUGUUUUGUUUCUAGUGUGCAUAUGGGGGUAAGAAUUAAGGAGAUGGUAGAUAAACUGAUUAUAAAAAUAGAUAGGAAAUAGAGGUUCAUUUUCCAGUCCAACAUGCUACUGCCAGUACUGAAGCAAGAGUAAAACCAUUACUCACUGCCCUGCGGGUGCUGCACCCUGCAAUGAAUGAGUACCGUAUUUUAAAAUAUCUAGUAGCAUUAUGAAAAACUGAAGUCGAAGCAGAAGUUCAGAUCUUAAUUAAUGAAAUUGCCUUUCCACCUUUGGUGCUGCCAGCCAGAAAAAUCUGAUUAUAUUAUAAACUUUCCCAAAUGGACUUUGCCUUUUCCCUUCUUAGGAACUGCCUGUGAAAUCAAGAGCAAGGAAAGGUGUAGCACAGAAGGCAGCUUUAUGUGCCUUCAUAGCCUGGUUUCAGAUGUCUGUGAUGGGUGUGAGGAGCUUGAAAGUAAGUUUUAAUAGGAUGAAUGGGAUUUGAUGGAUAAGAAGAAAAGUAUAAGAAGAAAAGUACUGCUCUCAUCCCUAAUCUGAUAUCUGUUCAAAGACCUAGGCAGAAUAUGUACUUUAUAUCUAAAUUUUCUGAAGAACACUUUUGUGCUCUUUUCUCCUGUUGUGUACUGGAUAAGUGUUGGAUCAUAUGGAAAUAAGUUGUUUUAGCUAAUUGGGUGUAUUCCUUUUAGGGAUCAGACCCAUAUUUUAGUUAACAACAAGUUAUCUUCUGGUUUCCAGUUUCUCCUAAACAGCAUACAACAAAAAAGGUGAAAUAAUAAUGACUGAAACAAAAAGGAACAUUUUUAAUUUGUGUAACUCCAUGCAGUCACGAAUUUUCUGUGUGUUAAAGUAGGAAGUUUUUGUCUACAUCUAUUCUGCUGUCUGAUCAUUUUAGCAGUAUUGGUUUCCUGUGGUUCAACAACUCAGUGGUGAGUCUUCCUUAAGAAAGAUCAUGAACAACUUCAGUAACAAAGUACAUUGUUUUAACAAUCUCUAUCAGUAGGUUUUUAAAGUAUUAAUUAUAGUAUUUAUAAAACUAAGAAGGUUCAUAAGUUGUUCUGAAAAAGAUGGAACUUGAAAAAAAUAUUUACAGGUUUUUUCUUUGGUUUUUUUGGUACCUAGAUUGAAAGGAUAAUUGUAAAUACCCUGUUGAAUUUAUAGAGCCUCUUGUCACUGAGUGUGGACAGUUGUCUUCUUAGUUUAACUUAAUGGUACUGAUGUGCCUUUGUGGCAGUCUGAUAGAAUCCUCCUAGAGUCUGCCCAACGUUAACACAUUUGGUGACUGGCAACAUGUAUAGUUUUUACUGUAAAGAGGCAUAUGCUUAGCAAAAUGACACAUCUGAAUAUUGCAAUGUAAAUGCCCUUGCUUUUUAACUUUUUUCUUCCCCUGUAGCGCUCUCCCCCUCUAUCUAAGCAAUAGGCAUUAAGCAUGAAGGCAGUGCAAGCAGUAAACAGGAGAUAUAUUUUAAUUUUAAAUUCUUUACCAAGGUGUCCGAGGCAGAUAAGGCAGGAAACCUGAUAAGUCUUCUGCAGGGACUAUUGAAUGCAUGAACCUCACUUAUCCACUGUUGUUUUGGGCACACUGGAGUGGAGGUUAUCUCCACUUGGAUAAAAGCCAGAUCUUUUGAGGGUAGAAGCUUCCUGCUACCUGAUGGAGAUAGUAAUGGUCCUCUUGAGCAAAUGUCUGCUGAGACCAUGGGGAUAGACAGGCAGCAGGGCCCGUGAGAACCUGGGAUAGGAGGAGCUCAUGGCCCUCAUUAUAGCUUGUCCUGUUAUCAACAGCUAGAUCAGAUCAGGAAAACUUAUGCAAAUUGUUUUUUAAAGCAUGCUAGGGUGGUUUGGGUUUUUUUCUGGGAGUCAUAAACUCUGCCAAAGUAAGCCUCCAUUCUUCUUUUAAAAGUAUGUAGGAUGCGUUAAAUAUGCUUCAAAGCAGCUUGCACUGUGAGUGUUUCUAGCAUAGAAAUACUUUCCUUUAAAACUGUGGAUCUUGUCACAAGUCCAGGAUGACUUUUAGUCUUCUUCAGACUUGCUGCUGUACCUGCUUUAUGAUUAAAAGAGGCUAACCUGUAAGAUACACCUAUCCCUUUCCAGAAAGAACCAUUCUGGUCCCAGAAACUUUGUGCUGUGGACUGUAGUAGUAUUGUGAUAGUGAAAGAACAGAAAAUGAAGCUCUAAUAAGCACAUUCCAUGACAUGAUUUUGGUCCAUGCCAACUAGCACGCUCCCAGAUGACAGCUGUGGCAGGAUGGCGUGGGAGAGAGACUGUUCCCAACAGGCAUUAUUGACGAGGUGACGUUGGUGACAGAGGAAGGACAAGAAUGAUUACAUAUCCAUAACUCCCAGCAGUAUGUCAGGGUAUAUACCCAGUUACUUAGACAAGGAUGAGCUAUGUGUAGUAUGUGGGGACAAAGCCACCGGAUACCAUUAUCGCUGCAUCACUUGCGAAGGCUGCAAGGGUUUUUUUAGAAGAACCAUUCAAAAGAACCUCCAUCCAACCUAUUCCUGUAAAUAUGAAGGAAAAUGUGUGAUAGACAAAGUAACAAGAAAUCAGUGCCAGGAAUGUCGCUUCAAAAAAUGUAUCUUUGUUGGCAUGGCAACAGAUUUGGUGUUGGAUGACAGCAAGAGGUUGGCAAAGAGGAAGCUGAUAGAAGAAAAUCGAGAGAAGAGACGUCGGGAAGAGCUGCAGAAAACAAUUGGGCACAAACCAGAGCCAACAGAUGAGGAAUGGGAGCUCAUCAAAAUUGUUACUGAAGCACAUGUGGCCACCAAUGCACAAGGAAGCCACUGGAAGCAGAAAAGGAAAUUUCUGCCAGAAGAUAUUGGGCAGGCACCAAUAGUUAAUGCCCCAGAAGGUGGGAAAGUGGAUUUAGAAGCCUUCAGCCAGUUUACAAAAAUUAUCACACCAGCGAUUACAAGAGUGGUGGAUUUUGCCAAAAAGUUGCCUAUGUUUUGUGAGCUGCCAUGUGAAGACCAGAUCAUCCUUCUGAAAGGCUGCUGUAUGGAGAUCAUGUCCCUCCGAGCAGCAGUUCGCUAUGACCCCGAAAGUGAGACUUUAACACUAAAUGGGGAGAUGGCGGUGACAAGGGGCCAGCUGAAAAAUGGGGGUCUUGGCGUAGUGUCUGAUGCCAUUUUUGACCUGGGCAUGUCUCUUUCUUCAUUUAACCUGGAUGACACCGAGGUUGCCCUUCUCCAGGCUGUUCUGCUCAUGUCAUCAGAUCGCCCAGGCCUUGUUUGCGUCGAGAGAAUAGAAAAGUGUCAAGAGGGUUUCCUCCUGGCAUUUGAACACUACAUUAAUUACAGAAAACACCAUGUUGCACACUUUUGGCCAAAACUGCUGAUGAAAGUGACAGACCUGCGAAUGAUCGGAGCCUGCCAUGCCAGCCGCUUCCUGCACAUGAAGGUGGAGUGCCCCACAGAACUGUUCCCUCCGUUGUUCCUGGAAGUGUUUGAGGAUUAGAGAGACUGAAGUGGUUCUCCACACCCCUGUCGCACUACUGGCUGUCAUUUCAUCCCGUUGCCCAGCUCUUCUCACCUGUUUGUUCUUCUUCUUUCGUGGUCUUCUGUUUCUUGAGACAGGGCUGGGGUUUUGUUUGGGUUUUCUUUUGGGGUUGCUGGGGGGCAGUUGUAUACACAUGGAUGAAAACAUUCCUUUAAUGCGGGUACUUGUGACUAUUGCAAUUUGUUCUUCAGUCCUUUGAUGUGAGUGCUUUGACAGCUUAACAGUGAAAAUACGAACAGACCAAUCUCAUUCACCAGCAUUUGCGUGGUCACCAGCUCACACCCAUCAUUGCCUGGAAAAUAGGGGAGAGAGAUUGAAGUGGCAGAAAAAUAAAUUGGCCUUCAAGUUAAAACAGCUAUUGUUAAUUUGAUCCUGACAAUUCUGUCUUGUAUUACCUCCUUUUGCAGGGUACAACUGACCGAUUCAUAAUAUGAAAUUUCCGGUCUUUGUGAUUGUUUCUAUUGUAACAAUUACCACUAUGAUCUAGGAUCUUCAUCAUCGUCAUCAUGAUCCCAUCGCUUUCUGAGGUUUUUUUCCAGCAGAUGCAGUUUAACUGUGCCCCACAAAUCAACUACUUAAAAUAAUACAGAGUGUUAGAAGGGACUGAGUCUUUUUUUUUUUUCCAUGUGUAUAAGAUACUAAGGUCUUCAGUUACUAAAUUUAGACUCCAGGUAACUUCACUGGAAGGUUUGUUGGAGUGAGGAGGGAAAUUUGAUCCUCUGAGGUGCUUUUCCUGAUAGUGAAGGGGUCUGCUUUUUCUGAGGUGUGUGGAAAAUCCAUCACUUUGAGGGAGAAGGCUCUCUGUCAGGAUAGCAGGCAGUGUCUCAGAGUUAUUCAGGGACAUGAGGGCUCACGGAAUGAAGACAACGGGGUGACCUUCAGAUGGGACAGAAACCAACUGUGUUAUUAACAACACUCAAGACUGUAGAGCUUUAUCCCAGUAAUACAAAUAGUGUUGCUCGGCAGUAAUCCUUUGUUUGAUACAUAUACAUAUAUAUAUAUAUAUAAAGUUUAUAUGCACGUAUAUAUAUAAUUUUAUAUAUAUAUAAUUACAAAUCUUCAGCAGAUGUUUUAAACAUAUUUCCAUAUUUUUAUCUUCUCUCUUUCUCUGAUUCUGUUCUCUGUGUGUAUGUGUGUGUGGAUCAGCUGAGUUCUCCUUCCCUACAGGUGUCUUUAUGUGUUUCCUUAGGCGAGAUGCUCUCUUGAUUCUUUUAAUUUAUUUCCACUAACUGCACUAGCAGGAACCAAACUGAGCAAUGACAAAAUGUCCUGCUGCCGAAGUCUGCAAGCCAGUACUCGCUGUCCUGGAAUGUUUGGAGGCCAGUGAUGAGGACAAUGUAGGUAGAGUUUCCUCUCUGCCACCAUCUCCAUUCAGGGAUGUCCCUGGGUUUUAUAAACUUGAUAUUAAACGAUCCUCUGAAUUUGUGUGACACAUCUAAACAUCUUGCUGUUCUUCCUGGGAACCAGAGACUUAGUUCAUGUUUUGUGCAUUGCCUCAUACCUUAUAUUCUUUCAUGUUGUGCAUUGAUUUGUACUCAUUUCUUUCUCUGCUAUUUAUUGACCCAUUUGCCCAGCAAGUUGUGGGCAUUGUUAGAGUGGAUGUGUUGACUUUCAAAGCUCAUGGCCCAUAUCUGAACCCAUAUGUUAUGUGCUUAACCCCUCAAGAAAACAGGAUACUCAGGAAAACUUACAGAUGGAAUACGAUAUACGUGUAUCAGGAGUUAAAUUCUUUCUACUUUCCUUUCCCUACAUCAUUGAUAAAGCAUUUGGAGUGCUAUGGGGCAUGUUUUUAGGGAUGUGGAAUCUUAUUCUCCCUGGUGUUUGAUACCAUAUGCACCUGUGAUGAGCUAUGAGCACUUAGGGUUUUUUUGUCAGAACAUGAAAUACAUUGGGGUGUUUAGGAGUUUUUUUGCAGGUAUCAGUGAAGACACACCAUUGGAGAUUAAUUCUUAAAUACUUGGUGUAGAACUUCUCUUGUUGGCUGUGUUGGCUCCAUCUUAAAGCAUGUGUCUAAACAACAUCUCUAUCCAAAUUCCUUGUAGAGCACUGUCUUGGAGACAAAGAGUCAGAAACUGGCUUUUUGGAUAGGUGAUUUGGGAUGACUUGAUGAAGGAUUUACAGCAUGUAAUAGGGAACUCAGAGAAGCAGCCAAUCCCUUACUUGCACUGAUGCCUUCACAAUCUAGAACAAAACAACACACUUUCAAGACAAUAUUAAUAUAGCAAGGAAUAUAAAAGCAGAACUGGAGACCUCCAGGGGCAAAUAUGGCAAAAUGCACACGUGAUACAGGACUUGUACAAUUUUAUAAGUUUAAUAAAUUAGCAUGUUUAACAAUAGCGUCCAAUUAAAAGAGCACUAGUUAAGUAAUCUCCCCUUUUGGUUCUGCCAAUUUGGAACCCCUCCUGAGUUUCUAGCCCCAUAUUUAUUAUGUCUAGGAUACAUGGUAAAAGGAAAUAAGACAUGCUUGGCUAAAGAGGCAGGACUAAAAUAUAUUUCAGGAAUGUAGCAUAAUGUGUCUUAGAAGAUUGUCUUAUUGGUCUAAAAUGUAGGGGAAGAGGGGUGGGAAAAGAACUGGGAGCUACAACCAUG
Sturnus vulgaris (Common starling) is the source of this 15812-nucleotide messenger RNA. The record is from RefSeq and is a predicted model, not a curated record. Lineage: Eukaryota; Metazoa; Chordata; Aves; Passeriformes; Sturnidae.